Acaulospora colombiana is the source of this 450-nucleotide messenger RNA. NCBI's taxonomy places the organism in Eukaryota, Fungi, Glomeromycota, Glomeromycetes, Diversisporales, Acaulosporaceae. The record is from the annotation of a GenBank genome assembly.
AUGGAAAAGAAGUAUGGUUACGGCGGAUGGACAAAACUAGUUCAUCAUGAAGAGGGUAGGGCCAAGAUGCUUCUGGAUGGGAAAGAUUUCCGUGAGAUAAAGUGUAAUUGUUGGUCUGCUAGUGAAAGAAUACAAGAAUGUGAUGCAGAUGGAGUAGACGUUCAACCCCAACAUACUCUCGAAUUGGCGCGCUAUCUUAACGAUCAUAUUGCCCAAGUAUGCUCCGAAAAUCCCAAAAGAUUUGUUGGACUUGCCACAGUCCCUAUGCAAUCACCAGACUUGGCCGUACAAGAGCUGAAGAGAUGCAUGAACGAGCUUGGUCUUCGUGGUGUACAAAUAGGAAGUCACGUCAAUGAAUGGAAUUUGGACGCGCCCGAAUUGAAUCCAUUUUGGGAGGCUUGCGAAAAGCUUGAUGCUGCGGUAUUUGUUCAUCCAUGGGUACGUGUUUAG